UGCGCUCAUCUGGCUUAUCUGUGUAAUUAAGGAAAUUACCUUAUUUGUUGGUUUUAUUAGUUAACAUUAAAAUGUAGUUGUAAAUAUUGCGAAAAAUUAAUAUUUCAAAUGUAAUAAUUUCUGAAGGCGGGAUACGUUGAGACUUAUCUAUGUUGGUAAACGAGAUAUCAUAUAUCAACAUUUCUUUUUCACGUAUAUCAUACACUGAUAAAUCGAAGUUUGUGAUAGGAAUUAAAUCAACAGAAUUACGAGAUGCGCUAACUUUUUGAGAAAUAAUAAUUGUCAAAAGUGUUUGCAGUUAAAUAACUUUAAUAACAUAAUUCAUUCUAUCUUUUUGGCAAUUCAUUAUUAAUUUUAUGAAAAAUGUUAUAUGUAUGUUAUAGCGGCAUAAAAUAUCAAACACCGGUAGUAUGUUCUAUGAGUAAAAAUAAGAAAAAAAUAUGUUAUAUAAAUAUAAAUCUGCGAACGCUUUAUUAUCACGCUUUAUUACGUUGAAAAGAAGUUCAUGUUUCCAUUUCGAAAUGCCGUCCCUGUUACGAAUACAAUUUAAAAUUGUUUGUAUGCAUCGGGGUAGACGCGUAAUUCCUAGCUGUUCAAUUUCAAUUUGAAAUGAACCUGUCGAUCACAACUGCGUAAAACCUCUGUCGAACACUGUUAAAUGUGGCACUCCUCUUAGGAAAUCUUCGCUGAUAAUCGCAGCUCAAGAAUUUUGAUCAGGAAACAAAACCAUAUUAGCAUAUUGAUUACACUCCUUGCAUUUUCUAUGAAAUUGCACUACGUUCUGAUCUUUCGGAAUUGAUACUAAUUUCCUCAAGAACAAUAACAACACAGAUAUUCGUAUAAUUCGAUCUCUGCGUUGUUGCGUUUGACUAUUUUAAAUAGUAAACCUGACUAAGAGGAGCAGGUUUCAUAAGUACCAUAAGUUUUCAUAAAUCACAUUCCGAUGUACCAACAACGAAGUCGCUAUUAACUUUGGACUUCAUAUUUUUAUUAUAAGAUAUAUUUAUAUUAUAUGUAAGCGUUUCCAGGCCUACGUUUACAUAACAUUUGUUUUUAUUUUUACUCGUAAAACGGUACUGGUGCAGUUUGAUCGUUUAAUCCGAGUACACCGUAUAUAGUAAAACGCAGGUUUAGUGAAAAUUAUGUACAACUUGAUGCUAUAAGAACUUGGAACUUAUAUAAGUACAUAACAGGUUUGCACUUUGCACGAAACUAUUACGGCAGCCCCGUUACUCUCCCCUAAAUUUCUCAUACGAGCACGUACGACUAAUCGUCAGUUCAUGUUUGCUCUAAUGCAAUUGCACUAUCGUGAUAAAUUUUCACUAAACUUUGUGUUAGAAUUGUCUGUAAUUUUUUAUAAAUCCACUGUGAAUUAGAAAUAAAUAAACCGUAUUAAGGUUCUUCACAUGUGCGUGUUCCCUUAGUAGUAAAAUGAACACAUGCAUUUAAAUUAUUGCAAUUUUACAUGUCGUUUGAAAGAAAAAAUUGCUUAAUAGUAGACUAGCAAAAAUACAGUGUUCUUCCAAGAGAAUUAUACGUAUACUAUGAUAGGAAUAAAAGAGUGAGAGUGCGGGGACUCGCUCCGAUGAAGCGGAAUGACUAUGAAUUCGAAUGUUACACUAACUCAUAGCACAAAACGUUGCACGCACUAACUUCGGGAACACUGUACGAUGCGUUAAGAAAUCAGCAACAUUUCUAAGUUGUUCAAUUUGUGUAGGAAUUAAUUCGACACGAUCGACUUAUAUCACAUAAAUGAACGUUGCAUAAUGUUUACGAUGAAGAAACGUGUUUUAUUACUACUCUUCCUCGUGUCGGUGUGCCAGUUUACUGGUAUUCAAGCUAAAUCACCUCCGGUUGUUCUGUGGCACGGAAUGGGAGACAGUUGCUGUUUUUCGUUUAGUUUGGGUGCAGUAAAAAAAUUAAUAGAGGCAACGAUACCUGAUGUUUAUGUAUAUUCCAUUCGUUUGGGCAAUAAUGAAGUCGAGGAUGUCGAACAUAGCUAUUUCGGAAAUGUUAACGAACAAAUCGAAGAAAUUUGUCAACGAUUAGCAAAAGAUGAACGUCUUAAAAAUGGCUAUAACGCUAUUGGAUUCUCGCAAGGCGCUCAAUUUUUGAGAGCAAUAAUUCAGAGAUGUCCUGAUCCUCGAAUUAUCAAUUUUAUUUCUUUGGGCGGGCAACAUCAGGGCGUUUUCGGAUUGCCAAAUUGUGGAACGACGAAACGAAAUAUCUGCAAUUACGUUAAUCGCAUGAUUAAAUAUGGAGCCUACUUAUCUCUCAUCCAAGAAAGAUUUAUUCAAGCCACGUAUUGGCAUGACCCAUAUCAAGAACAAGAAUAUAAAACGAAGAGUACAUUUAUGGCCGAUAUCAAUAACGAACGUUAUAUUAAUCAGACUUACAAAGAAAAUUUGCAAAAAUUGAACUCGAUGGUACUAGUCAAGUUUAUGAACGAUACUAUUGUUUGGCCACGUGAAACAGAAUGGUUUGGAUUCUAUAAACCGAGACAGAGCGUACAAAUCGAAACAUUAAUUGAAAGCGACUUAUAUCGCAAGGAUCGCUUAGGACUGAAAGAGUUGUACGAGUCCGGGAGAAUUCAUUUCCUAGCCUUGCCGGGAAAUCACUUGCAAUUUACACAAAAUUGGUUUGUCAAUAAUAUAAUAAAAACCUAUUUGAUGUAAUCAAUUAUGUAUUAAUGAUUCGAAAGGUUACAAAUGUUCAUGCAUUUAUCUAUACAUAUGUUGGUAUAUUGUGA
Messenger RNA from Ceratina calcarata, 2749 nucleotides. RefSeq names its product Palmitoyl-protein thioesterase 1 (gene Ppt1). Bases 1767 to 2675 code for a protein of 302 amino acids. Gene Ontology annotation, molecular function: palmitoyl-(protein) hydrolase activity. Gene Ontology annotation, biological process: protein depalmitoylation; receptor-mediated endocytosis. Gene Ontology annotation, cellular component: lysosome. The transcript is spliced from 7 exons. Lineage: Eukaryota; Metazoa; Arthropoda; Insecta; Hymenoptera; Apidae. The record is from RefSeq and is a predicted model, not a curated record.